This is a messenger RNA of Drosophila serrata, 1458 nucleotides long. RefSeq names its product ladybird early (gene lbe). Gene Ontology annotation, biological process: regulation of transcription by RNA polymerase II. Gene Ontology annotation, molecular function: DNA-binding transcription factor activity, RNA polymerase II-specific; sequence-specific double-stranded DNA binding. Gene Ontology annotation, cellular component: nucleus. Lineage: Eukaryota; Metazoa; Arthropoda; Insecta; Diptera; Drosophilidae. The record is from RefSeq and is a predicted model, not a curated record.
AUGCUCUGCCCUCCAACCAUGCGCCCGGCCAGUCCCGCCGAAUCCGAGAUCUCCGUGGGCGGAGCACCCAGUCCACUGCCCACGCAGCAUCCUCAUCCACAUCCGCACCAGCAUCCGCAUCAGCAUCCGCUGCACCAUCCACGUGCCAGCACCAUUGACCUGCUCCAGCAGCAGCAACUGCUGAUGCAGCAACAUGCCGCCGCAGCCGCUGCUGCCGCCGCCGCCGCUGCAGCAGCCGCCGGACUUAGCCGGAGUGCCGUCGGCGGUCUGCCGGAGGAUUACUUCCAGCCGCUGAAACGUUUGCGCAUGUCCUCGUCCUCGUCGGAGCCCAGGGAGCAUACGCCCAGUCCGCCGGCCGCCGUGCCGGAGCCACAAUCCGCCGGACAAACUAAUACCAAUACCAAGUCGGCCAUCGAGGGCGUCAAGAGCUUCUCCAUAGCGGACAUUUUGGGUCACUCGGAGAAGCAGCGCGAAGAGUCCGUCUCACCGCCUCCCAGCUCCAAUCUCCUUGCACCGCCCGCCUCGCGUCCUGGUGCCACUUCCGGCGGUGUCUUGCAGCCGCGCACGGAACCUCUGGAUGUACAUCCGGCGGCAGCGGCCGCCAUGCUGCUGCCCAGCGGACAGAUUGUCCGGCCCUGGGAUCACCUACUGGGUCCGGCCAUGCCCGUUCGCCCCUUUAUACCCUCCGCCCUCUUGCACUAUGAGCAGCGCCUGGCCCUUGACUACCAUCGCCAGCUGCAGGAGCAUUUCAAUGCCCAGGCCCAGCUGUUGCGGCACAUGGGCAUGGACAUCAUUCCAUCGGAGAGCGGCUCGGACCGCUCCAGUUCGGCGGCCAGCGAUUGCUGCUCGCCUGAGAUUGCCAGGGAUUCGGCGGCUGCAGUGGCUGCUGCCUCCGCCGCCGCUGCCCGGCACAGCCACAGUCCUCAGUCAUCAGCACACCCAGGAGCCAGUGGAACCAGCAAUGCGAAUGGCACACCAUUGGAUGCACUGUUCCAGAUGACCACCAAGGACUUUGACGAGUCGCAAGAUAAAUCCCACUUGGACAUCUUCUCGAACCGUCCGCAGCCGAAAAAGAAGCGCAAAUCCCGCACCGCCUUCACCAAUCAUCAGAUCUUUGAGCUUGAGAAGCGUUUCCUGUACCAGAAGUACCUGUCGCCAGCGGAUCGUGAUGAGAUCGCCGCCUCUCUGGGCUUGUCCAAUGCCCAGGUGAUCACCUGGUUCCAGAACCGCAGGGCCAAGCAGAAGCGCGACAUCGAGGAACUGAAGAAGGAUUUUGAUAGCGUGAAGGUCUUCUCUGCUCACAAGUCCUUCUUGGAAAAUGUCAACGACUUGAGCAUUUUAAAGAAAAAGCCCAUGCACGAGGCUGAUAUGGUGGGUCUGGCCGCUGCAGCCGCUGCUGCUGGCAUGGUGGUCCCGGUGCCGGGAUCAGCUCAAAUGGGCGGAGCACCGCCCAAAUGA